Messenger RNA from Drosophila busckii, 855 nucleotides. RefSeq lists its product as uncharacterized. The transcript has a single exon. Bases 242 to 748 code for a protein of 168 amino acids. Lineage: Eukaryota; Metazoa; Arthropoda; Insecta; Diptera; Drosophilidae. The record is from RefSeq and is a predicted model, not a curated record.
CAAGUUGGCGCAUUUCCAUUUUAUUUAUUGUUAUUGUAGUUUGAUUGCUCGAAAUAGUAAAUGGCAGCAAAAGUUUAUUUAGUUUGUUUGUAGCUUAAAGUGAAGGUUGCCUGCAUGGAGUUGCAGCUGAAUUUGGCGCUUGAGCGAAGUUGCCCUGGCGCUGUCAAAGGCAACUACAAAAUUUGAAUACAAAUUUGAAUACAACAGAAAAUUUUAGUAACAUAAUUCAGCAAGCAAAGCGAUGUCGGAGUUGAGCCACAGUCAUAGCCACAGCGACAAUGAUUCGCGUUUAAGCGGCAAAAGCAGCAGCAGCAGCAGCAGCGGCAGCGUCAGCGUCAGUUCGCCACGCAUUCGCUCGCUGGCGCGUCUGGAUCGCUUGCUACGCCGCUGGCUGCCAGGCUACAAUUAUUUGCGUGGCGCCAGCAGCAAUCACAGCAGUCGAAGCAGUCGAAGCGGCAGAAGCAGCAGCAGCAACAAUUGCAAUGCCAUUGGUAAUGGCGUCACUCGCGCUAGCGAACAGCCCAGACCAGUGAGCAGGCCCAGCGUGCAGUGUGAGCAGCAAGUGGUGGAGUCACCAGCACUUCAAGUGCGUCCACGCAGAGCUGGCGAAGUCUAUUUGGAUACGGGCAUUGCCAAGACCGAGUUCUGUCUGCAGCUGGAGAAGCUGCUGCGCGCCAAGCUGCUGGUCAAGGAUUUGCGUUUAGUGAAGUCGCCGCCACAGCCGAACAAAUUGCGUGCGGAGGAGUAAGCCAAGCCACCAAAUGCAAGUUCCAAGCCCCAAGCACAACUUUCUUCAACUUUUAGCGCAUGUCCCCACACACACAAAUUUGCAGUCAAUAAAUUUAAGUUUCGAUA